This is a messenger RNA of Mucor mucedo, 915 nucleotides long. RefSeq names its product pyridoxamine 5'-phosphate oxidase-domain-containing protein. Lineage: Eukaryota; Fungi; Mucoromycota; Mucoromycetes; Mucorales; Mucoraceae. The transcript has 4 exons. The record is from RefSeq and is a predicted model, not a curated record. Bases 181 to 657 code for a protein of 158 amino acids.
AGCCAAAAAAGAACAGAGACUACAGCAACAACAGUCAAAAAAAUAAGAGGUCACGCGGUCAGAUGUCCGCUUAUCAGAUCCUUUUUUAAUAUUUGUUUAUUUGUCUAUAUAUAUUCACACGCACGCAUACCCUAUUAUAUUUAUAUUCCUUUCUCCUCUAUUUUUUUUUAAAAAAAAAUAAUGCUAUUGUUAAACUACGCCGUUCUAUUCUCUUUGCUGCUGAUAGUUGUGACCGCUCAACCUGUCAAUACCCUUCAAUCUAUCCAAGUAGCAGCACAAUUAGCGCGAAAGAUCGUAUCGGAUGCAGGUCGUGGCACAAUAUUAACCUUGAUGGAUGAAUCUGUAUCGCCUGAAUUCAGUGGAUUUCCCUUUGGUAUUAUGGAGUAUUACAGUGACAAAUGUUCAGAGGAUGGUAAUUUAUUAUUGUUCAUGUCGGAUUUACAAAUGAGUGCUAGAAAUAUGCACCAAGAUUCAGAAAGGGUCGGUUUCACGGUGAAUGCUCUAAAGGACUACAAUCCAUACUUUGGCAAUCACUCAACACCUGUUCAACAACCCAGAUUUACAUUAUUCGGCAAGAUGGAAAGGGUACCCGAGUCCAAGUCUGAAGAGGCCAUGUCAUGUUUUACGGAAACGCAUCCUGAAGCCAAACCAUGGUAACAAUAAAUAACAACGGCCUCUUUAAUGUGUACUAACUCUAAGUUUAGGAGGAAGUUUCAUGAUUUCAACUUUUACGAGUUCCAAGUCAAAGGGAUGUAUUAUGUGGGUGGAUUCGGAGGUAUGAAUUACAUCGGUUGGAUACCUGCAGAGAUCUAUCACGAUGCGAAAUCACCAUCAUUUUUAAUUCAGAAUUGAAUCUCCUACAGUUUAUUUGCCCUCCUUUUCCCGAGUGAACCCAUUUUUUUUUUUUUUUUUUUU